GGGUCAGCCGGAAGUGGGGGCCGCCAGGCGCGAGGGGGACGCGGAGGCGCACGUGGCUCCCAGGCCCGAUGGGCAAACAGCAGCCGGCGCCGCGGCGGCGGGCGGGGCCGGGUCCUUCGGGCCGCGGCGUUCGGGGGGAGCCGCGCAAGGGCAGCCAAGAGAAGAAGAAAACCAACUCAAAGCCCAAACAUGUUGAUGAGCAGGAAAUUCCCUAUCGGCUUCGGGAACUCAUUAAGAGCAGAGAAGAGAUGAAAAACCCCAAGAACAGGAAGAGAAGGAAAGCAGCGAGCAAAAGGAAGCCUGCGGCCCAGGGUGAUAUUCCCGUGCCCAAGUUCAAGAGGCGGAAGCAAGAGUCGGUGUCGGCUUACGUCCAGCGCAUGGAGCAGGAGACCCAGCACGUCCUGUUUCUCACCAAAAACCAGCUGCAGCGCGAGCCUGAGACGGAGGAGCCGGCCCCGGAGAAGUCACAGAAGAAGAAGGAAUUUCAGAAUAAACGACUGGAGAAAAUGCGAAAGAAGAGAGAGGAGAAGAAAGCAGCGAUGCUGGAGAAGGCCUUGUUCCAAGAUCCAGUCCAGUUUGGCGAGGUCGCCAUGCAGCCGCCAGUGCUUACCGUGAAGCCCAGAAACGGGGUGAACAAAGAGAAGGCUCGUCCGAGGCAGCUCCUGCUGACGGCUCUCCUGGCUCCUGGCCACGCGGCUCCUGCCCGCAAAGCUGUCCCCAUGUCCCUCGCUCGCCAGCGCAUCAUGGAGGAGGAGCGGGAGCGGGUCAUCCAGGCCUACAGGAACCUAAAGAAACGCAGACAGCAGCAGGCGCCCGAGAGCUGCUUCGCAGGGGACAAGCAGGAGAAGCUAGUCUGAGGCCUCGGGCAGCCAGUGCCUUCCUGGGGAGGAGAUGCGGCUUUGGUCUCUCAGUACCUGUGGGGAUGCUGAUGUGGUGAGAGGUGUCCUCAGGUGCUCCAGGGAUCUGCUGUAGGGGGAGGAGCCCUCCCCAGUCUGUCUGACUGAGUCACCAGGACACAGGCCCAGGAGGGCAGGAUCUCUCAGCCCCUCCCUCAGUGUGUGGAG
Messenger RNA from Mauremys mutica (yellowpond turtle), 1064 nucleotides. RefSeq names its product coiled-coil domain containing 137 (gene CCDC137). Bases 69 to 857 code for a protein of 262 amino acids. The transcript has 6 exons. NCBI's taxonomy places the organism in Eukaryota, Metazoa, Chordata, Testudines, Geoemydidae. The record is from RefSeq and is a predicted model, not a curated record.